ACAAAAGAAAAAAAAAAAACACCUACAAUAAAAACAAACUGACACCGUCGCGGAUCGUGUGAAGGCAUUGAGACAACAAACGCCAUCGAUUCAAUUCAAACUUCAAACCCAUUUCUCUUGCAUUUCUAUGUAUCCAGGUUUCACGCGCGACUUGCGGGCAAGUUGCUUUUUGCGUUCUGUAUUUUUUUCUUGUUUUCAGAGGUUUGAAGCAAACCAAACCCACAAUUCAGAUUUGUAACUUGGUGGUAUGUGAGGGAACUGGUCUUGGAAAUCUCAACUGGAUGAACACAGGUGAAAUGUUUAAUAGAUAUCAUUGCUGUCAUUGAAUUAGAAGUAUCACAAAAAUUGUGAAAAGCAAUGGCUCCUGGAGGCAGCACUUGUAAAGAAGUUAUUGUGUCUCAUCCCACUGUUGCAGACUAUGACAUUAAGGCGGAAAAUAAUUGUUUGCUUGCAAAAAAUAGUGUUGGUUUGGUUGGAAAACAUGGAAUUUAUUCAAACAAUGGUGUGAAUGAGCUCCUUGAGUGUCCUGUCUGCAGAAGUUUAAUGUACCCCCCAAUUCAUCAGUGCCCAAAUGGACACACUUUAUGUUCAAACUGCAAGAAUAGAGUACAUAAUUGCUGCCCAACAUGCCGCUAUGAUCUUGGAAAUAUCAGGUGUUUGGCUUUGGAAAAAGUUGCGGAAUUCUUGGAACUGCCCUGCAGAUACCAGGGUUUAGGUUGUCAUGACAUUUUUCCGUACUACAGCAAGCUCAAGCACGAGCAACAGUGUCGUUUUCGUCCUUACAAUUGCCCUUAUGCGGGGUCUGAGUGCUCUGUCAUGGGUGAUAUACCAACUCUUGUUGCGCAUCUUAAGAAUGACCACAAGGUUGAUGUGCACUAUGGCUGUACGUUCAACCACCGUUAUGUCAAAUCAGAUCCAAAUGAAGUUGAAAAUGCCACAUGGAUGUUAAAUGUGUUUAACUGCUUCGGAAGACAAUUUUGCUUGCAUUUUGAGGCAUUUCAGCUUGGCUUGGCGCUGGUCUAUAUGGCCUUCUUACGGUUUAUGGGCGAUGAUAAUGAGGCAAAGAAAUUCAGCUACAGUUUGGAAGUUGGUGCCAAUGGACGAAAGCUAACAUGGCAAGGAGUUCCAAGGAGCAUCCGUGACAGCCAUAGGAAAGUUCGUGACAGCCAGGAUGGGCUUAUUAUUCAGAAGAAUUUGGCCCUCUACUUUUCUGGUGGAGACAGUCAAGAGCUGAAGUUGAGGGUCACCGGCCGUAUAUGGAAAGAAGAAUGAGAUAACAAAGCUGAUGUUUGGCAAGAUUCACCAGCAUUGCGCCAAGCGCAAAGUCCGCAGCUUGAAUUAUUCUAAUUCAUGUUUGCUUUUGUGCCUGUAAGGUGUUAUAAUUUUUGAGGCUUUUCUUGUAUAUAAAGAAAAAAUUCUGUCAGCUCAUUGCAGCCUGGACAGAUUCUAGUAGGAGUUAGUGUGGGAAUUGAAAUUAUAGAGUUCAAUUUAGCAGCUGCUUGAAGGCCCCUGCGGCAAAAUGCAAUCGUAGUUCACGUUUCUAUCAAGUUGUUUUUUCAA
Messenger RNA from Mangifera indica (mango), 1560 nucleotides. Its product is annotated as E3 ubiquitin-protein ligase SINAT2-like. Bases 358 to 1272 code for a protein of 304 amino acids. Gene Ontology annotation, cellular component: cytoplasm. The record is from RefSeq and is a predicted model, not a curated record. The transcript has 4 exons. Gene Ontology annotation, biological process: multicellular organism development; ubiquitin-dependent protein catabolic process. Gene Ontology annotation, molecular function: zinc ion binding; protein binding; ubiquitin protein ligase activity. Lineage: Eukaryota; Viridiplantae; Streptophyta; Magnoliopsida; Sapindales; Anacardiaceae.